AUUUAGAAAAAUAAAAACUGAUGCACUGCCUGCAGUGGUUUUUACCAAUACUUUUGUUACCAUAUCCGUCAAAUCCAAUUACUAAUUCAAAUCACUGGAUUUUUUUGGUAUUAUAUACUAUUAAUCUAAUGAUUGAGAAGAAACCUUGCUACUUAUGUUUGGGUAUAUUUUUAUCUGCUUUGAUCUUGACAUCACUGUAAUAUUUUCAAUGAAACAACUUUUACUAUGAGGAUAGUUUUCAAAGGUUAACAAGAAAACAAUGUUUUUAACUUCAUGGUUCAGCUUCUUUCGUUUUGUGCUAAUGGUUGUUGUUGUAUUAGGUCUUGUUGUUCCUUUUUUUAUCCAACUUGUUUUGCUUAUCCAACCCACUGAACUGAAAGAUGAUCUGGUUUCUGAUUUUAGAAGUAUUCAAUAUAUAAAUCUAUAUGAAAAGCAAAAAGAGAUCCAUUCCAUGAAGUUGCAACUUAAAGAGUUAGACAAUAUUAAAUUGAAAACAUUAAAUUAUUUGCGUUUAUUGGAUGAAAAUCGUGUAUCUCUUAUAGAACAAGUAUCUUUGCUUGUAAAUCACAAAGAUAUGUUAGAAAAAGAAGUUAAAAAACUAACAAAUCAACUCUCUAGCCGGUCUAAAAAAGAACCUGAAAGUAUAAAAAUGUCAGAACAAGUAAUGACUAAAACUAUAUAUGUUGGGGUUCCAUUAAAUAGUUAUAUUGACAGCGAUAAGCACCAUAUGAACAGAAGUAAUUGUAAUUUAGAUAAAUGUUUUGAUUUUUCUAAAUGUUCAUAUGUUGAUAAAUUUUCUAUUUAUUUAUAUGAACCCAGAUAUAAGGAACCACUGUACAAGCAUUUUAUUUCCCUAAUAGAUUUAGUAAAAGAUAAUAAUUCUUGUAUUUACCUUGUGUUUCUUAAUAUGAAUGAUUCUGUUAAAUCUUUAAAUGCUCAGAUUGAAGCAUUGUCAACUUGGAAAAGUACUGGUGCUAAUCAUAUUCUCUAUUUGCAACAUUUUAAAAAUGAAAACUAUUGUAACAAGGUAGAUAAACUAAAUGUUAAGCAGUCAGUUAAAGUAAUGUCUUUUUCGUGUGACAGUGCCAUUAAUUAUUUUGAUUUUGUUAUUCCUUCAGUGGAUUUAAAUAGCCUUUCUCAAGUAGCCUUUUCAAAUCUUAUGCCAUUAAAUCGAAAGUUUAUUUUGUCAUUUUACAAACAAUCUUAUAAAAACAAUAAGAUUCAAGACCUUAUUGUUGAUCAAAUAAAGCAUGAAAGUGAUGUUGUUAUUAUCAAUUCUUCUCAAAUAUCAAAAACAUGUUUACAUAAUUAUUGCUCCUUUGACAAUCCUUCUGUAAUGCAGCUCUUGAAAGAUUCGCAGUUUACAAUACUUUUGCAUUCAAAUCGUUACUUUGUUGAUGAGUUAUGGUAUAGUUUAUAUAAUGGAGCUAUUCCAGUUGUACUUGGCAACAAAGAUUUCUUACCAUUUUCAGAUGUUCUAGAUUGGAAAAAAGCUGCUGUUUUGCUCCCAGUUCAACGUUUAACUGAGCUAAUUUUUAUUCUGCGAACAUUUCAUGUGGAUGAUAUAUCAGCAAUGAAGGCUCAUGGUCGCUUUUUAUUUGAAACAUAUUUUUCUGACCAUUAUAAAGUUCUAAGAACUGUGUUAGAAGUGUUUAAACAUCGCAUUGGAGUUUUGCCUACACCAGAAAAAGACUUCCAAGUCAAGCAGUUUUUGCACAUCGCAAAGCAACCAGAUGAUACAGUUAUAAACUCUGUAAAUUUUUUAAAGAAUUUUUCAUUUCUUAGCAGGUCUUCAUAUAAAUCAUGGAACUCAUACCCUGGUGGUUUAACAUUUUUUCCUGUUACUCCUUGGAGUAAUCCUCCACCAUCAUUGUAUCAGUUUUCAAAAGAAGGUCGUGAACAUUUUAUGCCUAUAGCAGAUGGGAAAGGUGGAGAUGGUGUAUCUUUUUCGCGAUCAUUAGGUGGUGAUAUGCCAUUUGAAAUGUUUACUGUGGUAAUGCUAACUUAUGACAGAUACUCUAUUUUAAUGGAGGCGCUACAAAGAUUAUCAGGCAUGAAGUAUUUGCACAAAGUAGUAGUUGUUUGGAACCAUCCAUCUGAUCCCACAGAUGAUAUAGUAUGGCCUGAUAUAGGAGUAAGAGUAGAAGUAAUAAGAGCAUCUGGAAAUAGUUUAAACAAUCGGUUUAUUCCAUAUUCAAAUAUUGAAACUGAAGCUAUACUCUCUGUUGAUGAUGAUAUAUAUUUGCGACAUGAUGAAAUUGAAUUGGCAUUUCGAGUUUGGAGGGAAAAUCGUAAUCGUUUAGUUGGAUUUCCUGGCCGACACCAUUCAUACAAUGCUACUAAAGAUUCAUUUGAUUACAACUCCGAACACUCAUGUGAAUUAUCUCUAGUUUUAACAGGAGGAGCAUUUUUUCAUAAAUAUUAUUCCUAUGUUUACACAAACCAUAUGGCAUCAUCAAUCAGAGAAAUGGUGGAUCAAUAUAUGAACUGUGAAGAUAUUGCAAUGAACUUUUUGGUUGCACAUAUUACCCAAAAGCCACCUAUAAAAGUAACAUCACGCUGGACAUUUAAAUGUCCAGGCUGCCCGGCUGCUCUCUCAGCUGAUGAAAGUCAUUAUUUUGAAAGAAAUAGUUGUAUGACAUAUUUUGAACAAGUGUUUGGGUACAAUCCUUUGAAAAGAACUCAGUAUCGAGCAGAUUCAAUAUUAUUUAAAACUAGACUACCUUCUGGACUAACAAAAUGCUUUCAGUAUGUCUGAAAAACUUGUAUUAGGAAUAUUUAAAAAAAUUAUCUUGAUAUUUGAUUUAAAAAUGCGAGUUAUUUUUAAAAAGUUUUAUUUAUUGGAUUUAUUUCUUUAUACAUUUUACUAUAUUAAUGUUUUAACAUAUUCAAGUUAUUAUUAUUAUUUUUUUCUAACAAUUGUUUAAUGUGUAUUGCCCUAUGGUAAUUUUUUUUAAUUUUUUGUAUUUUAGAUUUCCAUUUUGAUUUACUCUCUUAAUAUUUUAUAUUUUUAUUGAAGCUACCAUAGUAAUAGCAGAAUCAUUGCUCAUUGCUUUAUUAUUGCUUUUAUAUUAUAGAUGUUGUUAUAUUGCAUGUUAUGCUUUCAGAUAAAUAUGAUAUUGCAUGCAUUUUUUUUUCAACUUAUUCAAGUUAUAAAUGCUUAUAAGUUGUAUUAUUGUUUAUAUUGUGUUUGGAUUAUGCAAUAUUUAUGGCAUUCAUUUAAAAGAUUUUUUUACCUAACAGUUUUAUUUUUUACGUAAUGUUUUUUUUAUGAAUGAAAAAUAUGUAAAGUGUAAUUCAUGUAAAGUAAAACUUAUGUAAAGUAUAUGCUAAUUAUCUAUAUGUUAUAUGUUAAAUAAAAGGUAUAUAUUUUUUCC
This is a messenger RNA of Hydra vulgaris (swiftwater hydra), 3377 nucleotides long. RefSeq names its product exostosin-like 3. The record is from RefSeq and is a predicted model, not a curated record. Gene Ontology annotation, cellular component: membrane. NCBI's taxonomy places the organism in Eukaryota, Metazoa, Cnidaria, Hydrozoa, Anthoathecata, Hydridae. Gene Ontology annotation, molecular function: glycosyltransferase activity.